Molecule: messenger RNA, 1203 nt
Organism: Sitodiplosis mosellana (orange wheat blossom midge)
Lineage: Eukaryota; Metazoa; Arthropoda; Insecta; Diptera; Cecidomyiidae
Product: sorbitol dehydrogenase-like
Biological process (GO): D-sorbitol catabolic process
Molecular function (GO): zinc ion binding; L-iditol 2-dehydrogenase (NAD+) activity
Source: RefSeq, a predicted model, not a curated record
UUUAAGAGUAAACAGGAGCAUCAAUAUUGCGAUAUGUCGGUCGAUAAUUUAACAGCAGUUUUGUACGGAGUGGAAGAUCUUCGCUUGGAACAACGUCCAAUCCCCACUAUAAAAGAUGAUCAAGUGCUGAUUCGCAUGGAUUCGAUUGGAAUUUGUGGUUCUGAUGUUCAUUACCUCGUUCACGGUCGAAUCGGUGAUUUCAUUUUGCAAAAACCAAUGAUCAUUGGCCACGAAUCAUCUGGUGUUGUGCACAAAGUGGGUAAAUCGGUGAAACAUUUGAAAGUUGGUGAUCGUGUUGCCAUUGAACCGGGUGUUCCAUGUCGUUAUUGUGAGAAUUGUAAGCAAGGCAAAUACAAUCUAUGUCCCGAUAUGAUUUUCUGCGCUACUCCACCCGUGGAUGGGAAUCUCAGCCGUUAUUAUGCCCAUGCAGCUGAUUUUUGUUUUAAAUUACCUGACCAUGUGACUAUGGAAGAAGGUUCGCUGCUAGAACCACUUUCCGUAGGUAUACACGCUUGUCGACGGGCUAACAUUGGCCUGGGAACAAAGGUUUUGAUUCUGGGGGCCGGUCCAAUUGGUUUAUCAGUACUUAUAUCAGCAUUAUCCAUGGGAGCCGGUGAGAUUAUUAUAACUGAUAUUUUGGACGACCGAUUGAAAUUGGCCAAAGAGCUAGGUGCAACACACACAUUGGUUGUUUCCAAAGACGCGAAAGAAUCAGAUUUAGUGAAACAAGUGCAUGAUACUCUUGGCACCGCUCCAGAUGUUUCAAUUGAUUGCACUGGAUUCGAAGCAACAAAUCGUUUAGCUCUUCUAGCUACCAAAUCCGGUGGCUGUGUGGUUAUAGUUGGUUGUGGUCCACCCGACGUUAAAAUACCUUUAAUAUCAGGACUUACGCGUGAAAUCGAUAUUCGUGGCGUCUUCAGAUACUGUAAUGAUUAUCCUGCUGCUCUGGCGUUAGUUGCGAGCGGUAAAAUUAAUGUCAAAAAAUUGAUUACACACCAUUUUGAUAUAACGCAAACAAGUGAAGCCUUUGAUACAGCACGAUAUGGUCGCGGUGGUGCCAUUAAAGUUAUCAUCCAUGCCGCACCACGCAAUGAAAAUAAUCUAAAACCAUUUUAAAGUCUGUCUUGUUCAUGUCUUAUAACUACAGUCAUUAUCAUUGAAAGAAAAGGAAUAAAAAUAAUCAGAAAAAUUAUUACAAUCAAA